CUGACAUGGUUAGAGCGUCCCCCAAAUUUCAAGUCAGUUUUUGGUUCUGAAGCUCAAACAGUUCUCGGCAUGCCUCGACAGGCCUCCAGUCAAGGCUGGGCAACUUUGGCACAAGUUGUGUCGAAGCAAAACAAAGGUAGACUCUCACUAAACACCAAAUCUAUGCGCGAGCGUUUCCAUCGACAUCUUAAGCUUUUUACAGAAACUAAAAAGUUGGAAAACCAGACAGGAUUUGGUGUGACUGACGAGGAUCACAAAAAAGGGAUCUACACAACUAAGCAGAAGCUCGAAAAGAUGUGCAUCUGCUACGCGAGAAUGGAUGCUCUCUUUGGUCAUAGGUUAAAUAUCACUCCUCUGUUC
This is a messenger RNA of Lobosporangium transversale, 360 nucleotides long. RefSeq lists its product as hypothetical. Lineage: Eukaryota; Fungi; Mortierellomycota; Mortierellomycetes; Mortierellales; Mortierellaceae. The annotation marks the transcript as partial. The record is from RefSeq and is a predicted model, not a curated record. The transcript has a single exon.